This is a messenger RNA of Exophiala oligosperma, 855 nucleotides long. RefSeq lists its product as uncharacterized. Bases 1 to 855 code for a protein of 284 amino acids. Gene Ontology annotation, molecular function: enoyl-CoA hydratase activity. Gene Ontology annotation, cellular component: mitochondrion. Gene Ontology annotation, biological process: fatty acid beta-oxidation. Lineage: Eukaryota; Fungi; Ascomycota; Eurotiomycetes; Chaetothyriales; Herpotrichiellaceae. The transcript has a single exon. The record is from RefSeq and is a predicted model, not a curated record.
AUGGUGAAAACGAAAUUUCAGACCCAGCCACCCACUGAUCGUCACUACACACUGAGCUAUCCUCACGAAUCAAUUGUUCUUGUCGUCCUCAACAACCCCAAAGGGCUCAACUCGAUAACGAGUCACGGGAAUUGGGCUUUCGAUGCCCUUUGGCAAUGGUACGACAAUGAGCCCUCGCUCAUCUGUGCCGUCAUUACUGGCGCUGGGAGAGCAUUUUGCGCCGGGGCAGAUCUCAAAGAGUGGAACCAAACGAAUGACGAAGGCAAUGUGCUCAGACAUAUGCCCCCCAGCGGGUUUGGCGGUAUCAGCCGUCGCAGUGGAAAGAAGCCUAUUAUAGGCGCUAUCAACGGUCUGGCAUACGGCGGUGGAAUGGAGAUGGUUGCCAGUAUGGAUUUGGUGGUCGCAAGCAAGAAUGCAAAGUUUUGUUUGUCGGAAGUCAAAAGAGGUGUCGCGGCCGUUGGGGGGUUCUUGCCGAGACUCGUCAGAACAAUUGGCAGAGUGAGAGCAAUGGAUAUGGGCCUGACCGGUCGAACAGUGUCUGCGCAGGAGGCACUAUCCUGGGGUUUCAUCAAUGAGGUCUCCGAAGAUGCACCCGCUGACUCAGAAGUGAUGGACAGGCCGGUAGUCCAGAAGGCGCUACAGUGGGCGAAGAACGUGGCCAUAAAUAGCCCUGAUGCAGUUAUUGUUACCAGAGCCGGCAUCACCUCUGGCUGGGAGGAUGGAUCUGCAGAGCAUGCAACUGCUCAGGUCUUGGAUGUCUGGCAGCGAAGGCUUCUCAAUGGCGAGAAUCUCAAGGAGGGGGUCAAGGCAUUCGUUGAGAAGAGAGCACCGAAAUUCAGUGGCUGUAAGUUGUAA